GCCAAAGCCUGAACUCUGAAGUGAUUCGUGAUGAACAAAUGGAGAGCUGUGGCUUGGGGAACAUCCGAAAAUGUUGGAAUUUAAAUGCUAUGAUGUGAUGAACAACUAGCUGAAACCGAAGAUAUGAUCAUCCUCAUUCAGAGAAGUUGGAAAAACUGUGACUUUUUGUCUCAAUCUUUCAACCUAUUAUGGUCAUCGUCCUCUUACAGCUCCCUUUCGUCCAAUCCCAGGUAUACUCCACUGCGCUGUCUCCGCAAAGACGACAAUGACAUUCUCUCAACCAUCUCUGAAGCUAUCAACAAUUCCGAAACACAGGCCCUGGAUUCGUCUCUUCGAAGGAUCCUCCCUUCACUCAGAGCUCACCAUGUCAUCAAUCUCAUUAACUUCAACCCUCACUCUCUUUCCCCUUCUUCCCUCUUCUCUUUCUUCAGUUGGCUCGCUUCUCGCCCCCCAUUUCGCCACACUAUUCAAUCCUACUGCACUAUGGCUCACUUCCUCUGCAUUCACCGGAUGCUCCCUGAAGCUCUAUCCCUCAUGAAAUUCAUAGUGUCUUGGAAAGGCAAGGACUCUGCUUCUUUAUUGUUUGCGUCUGUUCUUCAAACAAGAGGUACCCACCAAUCCAAUAUUGUAUUUGAUGUUUUGAUUCAUGCUUAUAUGGAUUCUGGAUUUGUUGCGGAUGCCAUUCAAUGUUUUCGGUUGGGUAGGACAAAUAAUCUUCAAGUCCCACUUCGUUCUUGUGGUGAUCUGCUUGAUAAGACGAUGAAGUUGAAAUCAGCCGAAUCUGCCUGGGCAUUCUAUUUGGAAAUUUUGGAUUCUGGGUAUCCUCCGAGAGCUUAUAACUUCAAUAUUUUGAUGCAUAGAUUUUGUAAGGAAGGUAAUAUCAGAAGUGCCCAGUUGGUAUUUGAUGAAAUGGGGAAGAGACGUUUGCGUCCUACGGUUGUUAGUUUUAACACCUUGAUCAAUGGGUAUUGUAAAUCAGGAAACCUCAGUGAGGGGUUUAGGUUGAAGAGUGUCAUGGAAAAUGAAAAAAUUUGUCCAGAUGUUUUCACUUUCAGUUCUUUGAUCAAUGGGCUGUGUAAACAGUGCAGGUUAGAUGAGGCAAAUAAUCUGUUUGAUGAAAUGUUCAAGCGAGGCUUGGUUCCAAAUUAUGUUACUUUCACCACUUUAAUUGAUGGGCAGUGCAAAGACGGGAAAGUUGAUUUAGCCAUUAAAAAUUUUCAGCUAAUGCUAGCUGAGGGCAUCAAACCUGACUUAGUCACAUACAAUGCACUGAUCAAUGGCCUUUGCAGGGUUGGAGAUUUGAAAGAGGCUAGGAAGCUUCUAGAUGAGAUGAGAGCAAAUGAAUUGAAGCCUGACAAGAUCACUUUCACCACGCUAAUAGAUGGAUUCUGUAAGGAUGGAGAUCUUGAGCUGGCCUUGGAGAUCAAGCAGAGAAUGAUUGAGGAAGGGAUCAAACUUGAUGACGUAGCUUUCUCUGUGCUUAUCUCUGGACUCUGUAAAGAUGGAAGAGUUCAUGAAGCGGAAAAAAUGUUGAGGGAGAUGAUAAAUUCUGGUUUCAAACCUGAUGAUGCCACAUUCACUAUGGUGAUUGAUGGUUUUUGUAAGAAGGGUGACACUAAGAUGGGAUUUAAGCUACUCAAGGAAAUGCAAAGGGAUGGACAUGUUCCAGGAGUUGUGACAUAUAAUGUGCUUAUGAAUGGACUCUGCAAGCAAGGUCAAAUGAAAAAUGCUAAAAUGCUGUUGGACGCAAUGCUUAAUGUGGGGGUAGUUCCAGAUGAUAUUACAUUUAACAUUUUGCUAGAUGGACAUUGCAAGCAUGGCAGUUCUGAAGAAAUUGAGCUAUUUAGAGGUGAGAAAGGACUUAUUACAGAUUAUGCUUCUUAUACUGCACUUCUUAACGAAGCUAGAGAAGUUUCCAAAGAUCGCACUAAGAGAUGAUUGCUGCCGCGUGUUAUUUUCUGGAAAUCCUUAUUUUCUGGAAAUCCAUACUUGGUGGAUAACAUGGCUAACUAGCAAAGCUCCAGAGUUAACUGAAGCAUCUUAAUCAACUCUUCCAUACUAGC
This is a messenger RNA of Neltuma alba, 2063 nucleotides long. RefSeq names its product putative pentatricopeptide repeat-containing protein At1g09680. Gene Ontology annotation, molecular function: protein binding. Bases 124 to 1938 code for a protein of 604 amino acids. The record is from RefSeq and is a predicted model, not a curated record. The transcript has a single exon. NCBI's taxonomy places the organism in Eukaryota, Viridiplantae, Streptophyta, Magnoliopsida, Fabales, Fabaceae.